AAAUUAUUUGGAUUAAUCCAGAAUGGUGAACCUUCCAAAAAUUUGCCAAGAAUCUUGAGUUUGAAAUUUGACAUUAGAAUACUUGCAGCAUUGUGUGUGGCCAUUGUACAUAAUGUAUGUGUAAGAACUUAUAGUGAAUGUGUAGAUACUCAACUUGAUAUUGUGUGUAAGCACAUCGUUUGCCCCAAAAUGUUUGCCAAAUUCACUGCUUGA
This is a messenger RNA of Gryllus bimaculatus (two-spotted cricket), 213 nucleotides long. Lineage: Eukaryota; Metazoa; Arthropoda; Insecta; Orthoptera; Gryllidae. The record is from the annotation of a GenBank genome assembly.